Messenger RNA from Penicillium nucicola, 987 nucleotides. RefSeq names its product flavin adenine dinucleotide pyrophosphatase. Lineage: Eukaryota; Fungi; Ascomycota; Eurotiomycetes; Eurotiales; Aspergillaceae. The record is from RefSeq and is a predicted model, not a curated record. The transcript is spliced from 3 exons. Bases 1 to 987 code for a protein of 328 amino acids.
AUGCUCAGCCGACUGAACCUCCUCACACGCCACUUCUCACGUCCAUUCGCUUCCUCUCAUCCCUCCACAAUCCUCUCAACCCCGUCCCUGACCCCUCCCCGAGCUCCGUUCGCGAUGACAUCACGCGCGAAGACCAUCCACACGGCUGCAUGCCUCAUUAUCGGCGAUGAGGUCCUCGGUGGAAAGACCGUCGACACCAACUCCUCGUUCCUAGCCAAGUUCUGCUUUUCCCUCGGCAUGCAGCUGAAGCGAGUCGAAGUCAUCCCAGAUGACGAGGAAGAUAUCAUGGAAGCCGUGCAGCGCAUGAGCUCUCGCUACGACUUCGUCGUUACAAGCGGAGGCAUUGGGCCCACACAUGACGACAUCACAUAUUCCGCAAUCGCCAAAGCCUUCAACCUCAAGCUGCAACUCCACCAGCCCGCCUUUGAGCGCAUGAAGCGCCUCUCCAAGCCACACCCCAUGCAACCAAACUUCGACUGGGAAACACCCUCGCCAGGCUUAAACGCCAAGCUGCGCAUGGUCGAGCUCCCCUUCGACCCCAAGAUCCCGGCCGAGGAACAAGCAGUCUUCGUUGCGGAUGACAUGUGGGUUCCCAUCGCCGUUGUGAACGGCAACGUGCACAUCCUCCCCGGAGUACCGCGUCUCUUUGAGCGUCUUCUUGAGAAUCUGAAGCCUAGUCUUGUUCCCCGUCUUACGGAUCCUGAGGGUAAAGGUACUUUCAGGUGCUUGAUUAGUACGCCAUUGCCUGAGAGCGCUGUUGCACCGUUUUUGACGGAGCUUGCUGCUAAGGUUGAGCCGAAGGGUGUCAAGGUUGGUAGCUAUCCUCGUUGGGGAAAGAAGCGGAAUACUGUUACCCUUGUUGGGGCUGAUAAGCCCCUCAUCGAGUCUUUGAUCGCAGAGGUCGAGAAGGGUGUUCAGGGUAAGCUUGUUUCCAAGGAAGAUGAGCUUGACCCUCCUUCCGACUCAGAGCACGUCUACAGUCAAUAG